This is a messenger RNA of Drosophila serrata, 1386 nucleotides long. RefSeq names its product ferrochelatase, mitochondrial (gene FeCH). Gene Ontology annotation, molecular function: protoporphyrin ferrochelatase activity. Gene Ontology annotation, cellular component: mitochondrion. Gene Ontology annotation, biological process: heme biosynthetic process. Lineage: Eukaryota; Metazoa; Arthropoda; Insecta; Diptera; Drosophilidae. The record is from RefSeq and is a predicted model, not a curated record.
ACUAUUCAACUUUCCGGUUGUCAUUUGGUAAAAAGUGCAAUAUUUUUAGGCAACACAAUUUAUUAGCAAAACACAAUGUUUAUGCAUAACAGAAACCUGUGCAGGCUGGCCAGCAACCUGGCCGGCAGUGUUCGCAACAUGAGUGGUCAGCCGCAACCGAAGACUGCAGUUCUCAUGCUCAACAUGGGGGGUCCACAGCACACGGACCAGGUGCACGACUACCUGCUGCGUAUUAUGACGGACCGCGACAUGAUCCAACUGCCCGUCCAGAGCCGCCUAGGACCGUGGAUCGCCCAACGGCGGACGCCUGAGGUGCAGAAGAAGUACAAGGAGAUUGGCGGCGGAUCACCGAUCCUCAAGUGGACGGAGCUGCAGGGCAAACUAAUGUGCGAGAAGCUGGACAAGAUCUCACCGGAGACGGCGCCACACAAGCACUAUGUGGGCUUCCGUUAUGUGAAUCCGCUGACGGAAAACACGCUGGCCGAGAUUGAAAAAGACAAACCAGAGCGCCUUGUCCUGUUCUCGCAGUAUCCACAAUACAGCUGCGCCACCUCCGGUUCCAGCUUCAACUCCAUCUUCACCCAUUACCGCAACACCAACCUGCCCUCUGACAUCAAAUGGAGCAUCAUCGAUCGAUGGGGCACUCAUCCGCUUCUGAUCAAGACCUUUGCCCAGCGCAUCCGCGAUGAAUUGGCCAAGUUCGUUGAGACGAAGCGUAACGAUGUUGUCAUUCUCUUCACUGCCCAUUCCCUGCCCCUGAAAGCCGUCAGUCGGGGCGACGCAUAUCCCUCGGAGAUCGGGGCCAGUGUGCAUAUGGUUAUGCAGGAGCUGGGCCAAACGAAUCCGUACAGCCUUGCCUGGCAGUCUAAGGUGGGACCGCUGCCCUGGCUGGCACCCGCCACCGACGAUGCCAUCAAGGGCUAUGUCAAGCAAGGCCUAAAGAACUUCAUCUUGGUGCCCAUCGCCUUCGUUAACGAGCACAUCGAAACGCUGCAUGAACUGGAUAUUGAGUACUGCGACGAGCUGGCCAAGGAGGUGGGCGUGGAGGAGAUCCGACGUGCGGCAGCCCCCAAUGACCAUCCGCUGUUCAUUGACGCCCUGAGCAACAUUGUGGCGGAUCACCUCAAGUCGGAGCAGGCAGUCAAUCCCAAGUUCCUCAUGCGCUGCCCCAUGUGCACCAAUCCAAAGUGUCGGGAAAGCAAGCGCUGGUAUCAGCAGCUCUGCUCGCAAUAGGAUGGAACAGGCUGCAGUUGUGGUAUGCCUUACGUGACAGGCAUGCCAAAGUAGCUGCAUCGAACAUUUUUGCAUUCAUUUUAAGUUUUUAGGGGAUUGGUUUUUAAGCUGGCUUUGAUUGCUUUAACAUAAAUAAAAGACACUGCGCAACAA